GGAUAAAAUACAAAUCUGUACUUUUUGUGUCCCAGCUGAGUAACAGGAGGAGGAGAGUCUGGUGGAGCAGCAGAGGAACAAUUUCAGCCAUUUGGAAUCAGCCACUACAGAGGAAACAAUGACUUCAACACAGGAGGACCAACAUGGAGCGAGAAGUCAGCACUCUCAGGAGUUUGACGAACUUCACAGACAAAAAAGAGAAAAAAAAUACACCUGUGAGGAAUGUGGGAAGGAUUUUACCCGUUCUGGCAACUUAAAAACACACCAAUUCGUCCACAGUGGAGUUAAACCAUACAGCUGUGAUCAGUGUGGUAAAGCUUUUAAUCACAGAAGCCACUUACGACGUCAUCAAUUUACUCACUCUGGAAUGAAAGCGUACAGCUGUGAGUUGUGUGGUAAAGCUUUUGCUGACAAUGGAAGCUUACGGAGUCAUCUAGUUACCCACUCUGGAGUUAAAGCAUACAGCUGUGAUCAGUGUGGUAAAGCUUUUGCUCAUAGUAAAAGCUUAAAGCGUCAUAAAGUUACCCACUCUGGAAUUAAGGCAUACAGCUGUGAUCAGUGUGGUAAAGCUUUUGCUCGCAGUAGGUACUUACAAAGUCAUCUAGUUACGCACUCUGGAAUUAAGGCGUACAGCUGCGACAUUUGUGGAAAAACCUUCCGCUGGCCACUCAGCCUUAAUAUUCACCAACGCAUUCACACCAAAAAGGAUUUUUGCUUCUGUGAUCAGUGUGGCAAAACCUUUGUGGCAUACAAAUAUUUACAGCAGCACAUGUUUAUCCACACUGAGGAGAGACCUUAUAAAUGUGAUCUGUGUGAGAAGACCUUUAAAGAUCCACGUUCCCUGAGACAACAUCAACAGAUUCACACCAGAAAGAAACUCUACAAGUGCACUUACUGUGAGAAACAGAGCGACACAGAUGGAUCCACUUCUCAACCCUGUCGUCGCUGUGGUGGUGGGAAAGCGUUUCAUUGUGACCUUUGUGGAAAAACUUUCAAUCAUCCAGAUAGCCUAAAACUACAUCAACGUAGACACACUGGAGACAACAUGAAUUACUGCAAAGAGUGUGGGAAAGGCUUCCCCACAUCAAGUGAAUUAAAAAAACAUUAUGUUUAUCACAGUGGCGUUAAAAAGCACAUCUGUGACCAGUGUGGUUCAUCUUUCUUCACUGCAAAUCAGCUUAAAGAGCAUAAAAGAGUCCACACAGGAGAGAAACCAUAUAAGUGCAGACACUGUGACAAAAGCUUCUCACUUUCAGGCCAUCGUAAUGUUCAUGAACUUACACACAUUGAAGGGAACUUCAGCUGUGACCAGUGUGACAAGACCUUCAAGAAUCUCAGUUCAUACUCUGCACACAAACGAUCCCACGCUGCAAAUAAACAGUUUCACUGUUACCAAUGUGCAAAAACGUUCACUUCAUUAUCUUCUCUGUGCAAACAUCAGCAUGAUCAUGCAUGACUGAAAUCAAUGGAUCACAAUGAAUCUGAAGAAAAAGAAAGAUCCCCUUCAGGUUUCAGGGUCAGACUUAAAAUCUCGAGAUCAGGCUCUACAGAGUUCAGCUGGAUUCUCCUAUAAAAAGAGUGUCAGCUGAUGUCACACUUGGAUGAGGUAGCUCUGAUUUGGACCUGCAAUGAAUAAUCCUGAAUCUUAAAUUUAGAAGUUGCAAUUAUGGAUAUAUAGAUCUACUUAAUUUUUCUUUGAUAAAUGUUGAUGCUCUCUUUUAAAACCCACCUUGUUUUAUUGUAAUUUUAUGUGUUAUCUUUUCAAACUUUAAUCUUAAAUCCCUUUCUCCCAAAACCGCAAAUAAUUUCACACUAGUUGCUCUUACAGCACCCAAUACAAACUUAAUUGUCAACCAGCUUUGAAACAAAAGCUCCUUUGACUUAAUGUCCAGAAAAAAGAAUCUCAAGCUAAACUGGCAAUGGGCUGUACUUCCAUGUAGUACUAGUUUGUACCAGAAGAUUGAGCAGUGAGUGUAAUUUUUAUUUAAUCAGGCAAAGAACACAUUCUUAUUCACAGUGGCAGCAAAGAAUUGUUAAGGUUAGCUGAUGUGCAGCACAUAUCAGGACCAUUGAAACGAUCACAAAGACAAUUUGUACUUAAUUUAAAUUCUAUCAAACCUCUGCUUUUGGGUCCUCCUUUCACUUUAGUGUCUUUACUGUAUCCUUUAAAUCCACGUGUUGUUUAGUCAAUGCAUUUUGAGCUGCAUGUUUUGCAGCUGUUUUCUUGUUGGGUCUAGUUUGUAUUGUGAAACAGUGAUACUGUUAAAGCAUUUGUUAUAUUUGAUUAACUCCGUGUAAAGUUUAUUUUAUAAAACAGUUUGAUGUAAAAAAUAAAGAAAUGGUCUGACAACAAGUAGUUUGAGCCAUG
Molecule: messenger RNA, 2368 nt
Organism: Oreochromis aureus
Lineage: Eukaryota; Metazoa; Chordata; Actinopteri; Cichliformes; Cichlidae
Product: zinc finger protein 99-like
Exons: 3
Coding region: 119-1456 (445 amino acids)
Biological process (GO): regulation of transcription by RNA polymerase II
Cellular component (GO): nucleus
Molecular function (GO): RNA polymerase II transcription regulatory region sequence-specific DNA binding; DNA-binding transcription factor activity, RNA polymerase II-specific
Source: RefSeq, a predicted model, not a curated record